CUCUCACAGGGGAACAUGACGCAGGAACUAGUAUAAUGUAUAGUAGUUAGUUAGCUGUCAGACACCAAUAAAGUCAGUGGGAUUAUUUCAUACAAUUUUUUUGCAGACUUAAAAUAAAAUAUUUGGAGUUUUAUUCGAUGAAAUAUGAAAUAUUGACAAUAAAGUGGCAAGUAUUUUAAUCACUGACAAAAACAUAGGACGAUAUUAAAUCAUUUGGUAUGCUACGCAAAGCGAUUACCAAAAAAAAUCUUUCUUUCGCUGAAAACGAUGAACUUGUGACAAACGGCGUUAACAGACGACCUCAGUCUGAAUUGAAACGUAAAAUGAAACAUGAAAAUUCCAGUUCGCAUAAAAUACCAAAAAAAUUCGACGAUAUGUGUGACUAUGCUAUUGAAAUGAUUUUAUCCUACUUGGAAUUAGCAGAUUUGGCAAAUAUUUCCGAUGUCAGUAAACGCCUGCAAACUAUUGCUAAAUCAAUAUAUUCUCGAAAACACGCACAUCGUUUGAUAUGUAUUGAUGCUUUACAAUUUCAUUUGGAUACAGUCUCUAUAAGUUUUUUUUGUAAAAUCAAACCAAUAAUUAGAAUUAAUGAUGCAAAAGUGUGGUUUAAAUUGAUUCGUAAUUUCGGUGAAUCCAUCAAAUAUAUUUAUGUUCAUUCUGAUAAUUAUUCAAGUAGAUGGCAUGAAAGAAAUACACCGAGCUCCUACAAGUACGUUAUCGAAUACAUUUUAGAGUAUUGUGCAGAUUCAUUGGAAGUAUUAGAAUUUUUUGCAUUUCCAUUUUUGCCAUUAAAUAAGCCAUUAACAAAACUUAAAAAAUUCAUUGGACACACUAGAGAUGUGAGUUUUGAUGCAAUAGAAUACAUGCCGAAUCUCAACUAUCUGUUUUUAUCAUGUAUUCCAAUAACAUUAGAAAGAAAAUGUUUUCCACAUAUGGAUGAAUUCAGAACAACUUUGAAGAGUAGAAAAGAUGUUGAUUCAUUCAUUUCUUUUUUACAUAUGAAUCGUCAAAUCAAAAAAUUGUGGUUAGCAUUUCCAUCAGAUGAUUCCUUCGAUUUAAUUAUUCCAUCGUUGAAUGAAAUUUUACCAGAAUUGAAAACUUUGAAAAUACAAGCAAACUAUAAAUCAAAAAGAGAUCGAAUUCCAUUUUCUCGGUUCAAAACAAUUGAUACAUUUUCAUGUAGUGGUUCUUCACCUGAAAAAUUUUAUGGAUCAUUUGUGUUCAAUGAUUUCAAAAGAUUGUCUUUUAGCCCUAUUCAGGACAGCAGCGAUGUAUCUUGGAUGAACUUGACGUUACAUAUGAAAAAUUUGAAAAUACUAAAGAUACGUAGCAAAAUUUUUAUAAAAAAUUGUCAAAUUCUGCUCAGCGAAUUAUCUGAGUUGGAAUUAAUUAUAAUACAAUUUAGUACGCAACAUGAAAACAAUGUUUUGACCCAAAUUUUUGGCAACCAAUGGAAACAGAUACUAAUGGAAAGAAACGAACUUUAUUCUGGUGGUUCUUUUGGCGAUAUUUAUAAACUGAAAUUUCAACGCAAGAAAUAAGAAUGUUUGAAACGAAUUCUGUUUAUUUUUCACCAUUUUGCAUGUGUAAUUGUAUAUUUAUAUUCCUUUUUAUUAUCUAUUAUAAUUUCUACGGUGAUAAUUUCUCCCCUACAAAAAUAAAUAGAAAUUGUGGCCGCACACCUAUCUAUACUUAAAGUAAGAAUAAAAAACAUGAAGCAAAGACAUUGGAAUAAAAAAAAAAUGUAAAAUAAUUUUAUUACAAACGAAAAUACAGUAGCUGUGUGAAGGAGAUGCAUAGUCAAACAUUUUCAUUCACAA
Molecule: messenger RNA, 1820 nt
Organism: Sitodiplosis mosellana (orange wheat blossom midge)
Lineage: Eukaryota; Metazoa; Arthropoda; Insecta; Diptera; Cecidomyiidae
Exons: 3
Coding region: 219-1541 (440 amino acids)
Molecular function (GO): protein binding
Source: RefSeq, a predicted model, not a curated record